AUGAUGAAUAUUCACUGCUGUUCUCAGUGGACAAAUGGGGGAGUUAAAAAAUCGAUUUGUCUUUUACUUUGCGUAUCAGUAGCCAGUCUCAUAACAUACCGUGUCCAUGUUUGGUUGAAACAUUAUGAUAGUUUAGCGUCAAAAAUGAUCAUUUCUGCAUAUGAUGAUCAUCAGAGUAAUUUACCAUUCCCUCUAAUCACCGUUUGCAAUAUAAAUCCAGCGAGGGGAACUAAGCUAUACAAUAUUCAUUCAACCGAGUCACAGGAUAGAGGCAUUGACUAUGAAAUUUUCUCAGAUGCUUUCCAAGGACGCUUCAACGAGAACUUGCCAGAAAGCAAACUACGGAUGUCAAUCUUCAGGCUAAUGGACAGAGCAUCUCAUCAUAUAGAUCAGAUGUUGAGAAGCUGUAAAAUUGGUCAAAGACAUUGUUCUGCCAUGAAUUUCACAAAAACUGUUCUACCAAAUGGCGCUUGCUAUACACUGUCCGGUGAUUUGGCUGGUAUAGAUGAAAUUCAGUUGGUUUUGGAUCCACAAAGUUAUGAUUAUUUAGUUCCGAACCAGGGAUUUAUUGGUUUUCGUAUUUUAUUACAUGGGUACGGUGAUUCAUUAUGGACACUUAUUCCAACUGCCGUUUAUGCUGGCCCAACAUUUCACACGAUGUUACGUGCAGUUGGUCUUAAAAAGAUCUUCAAACAACAUUGUACGAGUCAAUCAGUGUGGUCUAUUUGUAUGCAUGACUGCAUGCAAGAAAUACUAGAGGAAAGAUGUCAAUGUCAAUUGCCCGACUGUACCGUCAUUGAAAUGAUGAAAUGCGGACUUACUAUGACUUCGAUGAUUGAAUCUUUAUCACCAGGCCAAUGCAGAUGUCAUAAUCCUUGUGAGGCAGUAUCUUAUUCCAUUGAAUCCAUAACACAAGCAUUAAAAUCACCAUUGCUAUUUACACAUCCCACGAAUAUAUUUACUAAAUUGAAUCAAACAAAUGUUGAAUUAGGAAUUCAUUCCAAGCAUCACGAUGAUAAGUCUACUUCUUCAGUUCCUCAAAACAGCAAGAACAACGACCGUAAUAAUGUGAAUUCAUGGAAUGAUAAUGAAUUCGAGCUAAAUCAGCCGCGACAAUACUUGUAUGCUUACAAAAAGGAGAUUUGGGAGGGCUUACUACUUCAGACGUGGGCAUUUCUACGUGAAGCCAACCGUACCGCAUUCGAACAAUUAAGACAACUUUCUCACCUUCUUCAAAGUUUGAACUUGGAUUUACAAACAGUAGAACGUUCGGUUUAUAAAGUACACAGAAAGCAUAGAUUCAAAUUAGAAGCUAAUGAUCUUAUGCUUUGGGACAGUGAACGUUUAUCAACAAAUAAAUAUUCAUCUUCAGAUAGAUCUAAUGGAUUAUGCAUGGAUAGUGAGGAACAUUCUCGUAUGUUGGACAGAGUUAGUCGCUUGGGUAAAGAAUUUGUACGCCUUUUCAGACAAAGUAUCUUAUUUCGAGAUAUCUCUUUGGUUCCUGGGUCAGAUUUCCACAUACAUCUUGUGCGCUUAUUUUUUCUUCGUGUUGUUGAUGAACUUGAUCGCCUUGCUAAUCAACUACUUCACAAUGAUCUAUUCUCUGAUGUGACUAUGCUUGACUUACAACGUAAAGCCCAUCAGUGCAAACAGAGCAACGAUGAAAUAAUGUACAAUGAUACAAGUUGGGAGAAUCAGUUGGAACAAUCACAAUUAACUGUUGCUAGUGAAGAUAUAGCUAGUCUACAAGCUGUACUGCUGUCAACUGAUUCGCAGUUUAAACAGCUGAGAACUAUAUUUUCAAAAUUAGUUUCUGAUAAUCGUGAAUUGAUUGAGACUAUUCCCAUUAAUCGAGCUAACCUGAAUGCUAAACCAGAAAGUUUAUCAGGCACAGAAGUGGGACUAGUUUCCAUUACUAUACAGUUGACACGAGACAAAAAUCGUCUUAUACGUUUGGAGUCAGUACAAGCAAUUUACAGUCCUAUUGCUGAAUUACUGGAUCUGAUCGUGUCCGGUUUGCUGCUGGCAUUUCUAUCCAUUUUUCUUGUAAAUAUUUGUGUAUCGAAACCUAAUCAUCCAGAUGCUUGUUAUUCUGAAUGCUGUUGCUGUUGUUCUCCAAUGGUCAGCAAAUCUACUGACUUCAGUCAAGAUGAACAACCUAAACUAGUAAAUCAUACUAUUGUUUCUACACCUGCAUAUGGUAACCAUAAUUCCUCUAAUGUGGAUUUCAGCAGACAGUUGGCGAAAUCCAGUACGAUACCUUACGUGAACCAUAGUGAUUUAGUACCAGUCACUAUCUCACAAAUAAAGACCACAUCUAAUUCAGUCUACCUGUGCAAUUCACGGCAGAAUGAUGCAGUUAUCUCAACAAGUAGAUGCAUAUUAUCUCCCAGUUUAGCAUCAACAAAUAAUAAAACAAAUUCAAAAUCUACUGUGGAAACAUGCCAACAUAAUCACAAUCUGCGUUCAAAUGACACAUCCAGAUAUUUUACACACAAUUUAUCCACUGUACCGGGAUCUUCAGUAACAUUUCCUAAAUGGGAAAGUAAAGCUUUACGAAUCGACUUAGAUAGCUUUAAUUGUAUGAAUCUAUCUGGACAUCAUUCAAGCGCUCAGUGUGAAGGUGAACAAUCCCAUUUAAAUAUAGGUCAUCACUUCUCACCUCAUCAACAACAAUCACUCUCACAACCACCACAAGCAUAUAACCAACAGAACAAUAUCAGUGAGUCAUGCAUCAGCUUUUGUGACUGUGUGUAUGCAUCUGAAAGUGGUAACGCAGCCAGUUCCGGAUCUUAUAUAAAUCCUAACAAGCUUUAUUGUGUAAUCAUUCCAGUUCAGGAGGAAAUUGUUCUUCUUUAA
This is a messenger RNA of Heterobilharzia americana, 2859 nucleotides long. The record is from the annotation of a GenBank genome assembly. NCBI's taxonomy places the organism in Eukaryota, Metazoa, Platyhelminthes, Trematoda, Strigeidida, Schistosomatidae.